Messenger RNA from Boleophthalmus pectinirostris (great blue-spotted mudskipper), 2827 nucleotides. Its product is annotated as ankyrin repeat domain-containing protein 13C-A. NCBI's taxonomy places the organism in Eukaryota, Metazoa, Chordata, Actinopteri, Gobiiformes, Gobiidae. Gene Ontology annotation, cellular component: cytoplasm. The record is from RefSeq and is a predicted model, not a curated record. The transcript is spliced from 7 exons. The coding region runs from base 515 to 1384 and encodes 289 amino acids.
ACAUUUCAUCGAAUGCCCAUACCUAAUUGUAACCUAUUAUUGUCUAGUAUAAGUAUAUUUUUCUCCAAAUCACACCUUAAUUGUAAUCAUAUUGAAAUGUGAGAUACCCAUAUACCUCCACCUGUAUUAUUUCAGUAGUUCAGUGCAAAGAGACCUCAAAAACCAUUAACCCACGUAGGCCAUGGUGUGCUAUCAUUCUUCUCAAUGGCUGCCCAAAGCUGCUUGAUUUGGUAUUCAAAAUGUCUUUAUUGUCUCCUGGAUUUACAUGGUGGAAGCAGAAGUAAUAAGGCCCAGUGUACUUUCCCUGUGAGCUGUAUUCAGGCAAUACCAUUGGACUUUGAUUGAACCUACCACGCGCUGCUCCAUCUGUUUUUCUCUUUCCUGUUACACCCCAUUCCAGGACUAUGACAAGUAAAAAACAGUGCUUUUAGUCUCUUUAACGUCAUGGCUAGCCCUGAAUGAUUUGCACUGUGUCUCCUAAGAUCCACUAUCAAUAAACCAUUUCUCCUGUUUUAUGUCUCUUGGUGCUUUCAGACUGGACACAACGCUCAUAGACUUUAGUGAUAUGAAGUGUCAACGUGGAGACCUCAGCUUCAUUUUCAAUGGCAACGCGAUCCCCUCAGAGUCUUUUGUGGUGCUGGACAAUGAGCAGAAGGUUUACCAGCGAAUACACCACGAGGAGUCCGAAAUGGAAACUGAGGAAGAGGUAGACAUUUUGAUGAGCAGUGACGUUUACUCUGCCACACUGUCUACCAAGUCAAUCACAUUUUCCAGAGCACAAACCGGAUGGCUCUUUAGAGAAGAUAAGACGGAACGUGUAGGAAACUUUUUGGCAGAUUUCUACUCUGUUAACGGACUGGUGCUGGAGUCCCGCAAGAGAAGAGAACAUCUGAGCGAGGAGGACAUCCUGAGGAACAAAGCCAUCAUGGAGAGCCUGAGUAAAGGGGGAAAUCUCAUCGAGCAGAACUUUGAGCCAACAAGAAGGCAAUCUUUAACCCCUCCAACACCCAACACUAUAUCUUGGGAGGAAUACAUCACAGCUGAUAACGGAAAAGCUCCUCAUCUUGGAAGAGAGCUUGUCUGCAAAGAAAGUAAGAAGAACUUUAAAGCUACAAUAGCAAUGAGUCAAGACUUCCCACUGGGCAUUGAAUCGUUAUUAAAUGUCCUGGAAGUGAUUGCACCGUUCAAGCACUUUAAUAAACUCAGGGAGUUUGUUCAGAUGAAGCUCCCUCCAGGCUUCCCAGUCAAGCUUGACAUCCCUGUUUUCCCUACAAUCACAGCCACAGUCACAUUUCAGGAGUUUCGCUAUGAUGAGUUUGAGCCAUCUAUUUUUACCAUUCCCGAGGAAUACAAAGAAGACCCUAGUCGCUUUCCUGACCUUUAACUUUGGAUCAAAGUAGCACGUACAGAGGGCAGUUCUUUUACUUAAAAAUAAUUCUAAAUAAGGAAAGACAAUGAAGCAUUAAUAAGUAUGAACUUUUUAACCACUUGGGCCUGUGAAACAAAAACUCAACAUUCAAAUGUGAAGAGUUGAGUUUCUCCAAAGCCCAUGCAGUCCUGUGUCUGAGUUGCUAAGGGCAUUGAAAAUCUCUAUUUGACCGCAGUUGUGCCGUGUAAAUGUUCACUGGGCAAAGAUGAGCAGUGAGUCGAUGCUAUGUAUGUAAGUUUGUUUGUAUUGUUCAUAAAGGGAUUGUAAUUAAGUGACUAUAGUCAAUCACUGAUGUGUAUGAGGGAGGGAUUCCACUUCUAUAGUUUUCAGCUUGAGGAUAUUAUAGGACAUUGCUAUAGAUCACAUUUGGGGUUUGGCAGAAAAACAGAACAAAAUUAUCUUUUUUCAGGUUUAAAAAGAAUGGGGUUUAAUUUAUAAUUUUAUUUUAUUAUCUCCUGAACGUUAGUGAUGUUCCAAAGAUGUGUCAGCUUUUUCUAUGCUGACUGAUACUACUUCAGUGAAGUAGAUGCUUCAUAGAUGAAAAGUUAACUUCACAAAAUCACAAAUUCAUUGUAUUAAAAUGGAGUUGACAGGGCAUAUAGUGCCUGGACUCUUUAUGAUGCACUAUGGACUCUUCUGUAGUACUGAAUUUUAUAUUGUUCGUCAGUUCAGCCAAUGUUGGUAAUGCUUCAGAUCAAUGGUAACAAAGUUCCUAAAGUCCAGCGGUAAAAACAGACCUGCAACUGUAAUACAUUUGCAGAUCUCAUUGAGGUUUGCAUCCUUUUUUAUUUUACAAAAAACUGAUCUGCACACAGUAUGUAAAUACAGUACAUAUUUUGUGAGAGAUACCUUGUCUCAUGUUUUAUUUUAUUUUUUUGAGGGAAAAUAUGGAUUUCUGUGUAGGUUGUUUACUUAAAUUAGUGAGCUGUUGCUAUUUUGUACAUACUUGUAUUGUUUUCACAAUGUUUUUUUUUUCCUUUGUUUGAAAACUUUUAAUGUGUGGGUGCAACGUAUUUACAGUAAUGUAAAAAGCACAAAGAAAUGUCCAUUUUAAAUCUAAGAUAACAUUGGAUCUACUGUGUCCUUACAUCUGCUGCUAUGGCUUUUGAGCCUCACUGUGUGGAUACAAUGUUCCUCUUCAGAUGCUCCUUUGGUCUUUUUUAAACUAAAGGCACAACUACAAAGAACAAGGUAUUAAAUUACUGACAUUUGAUCGGUUUCUCCUCUGUUUAUUUUUUGUCUGUUCUGACCCAGAUAUUGGGUAUGUGCCUACACACUAAAAAUUGUUUGAAAUUUACUCUAGAAUGAGUCACCAUCCAUGUCAAUUGUACAGCAAAACUGUAAAAGUCUGCUACACUAUUUUUAUAUAUAAUACUAAAAAUAAAACCCUACAUUCAA